Schistosoma curassoni is the source of this 975-nucleotide messenger RNA. The record is from the annotation of a GenBank genome assembly. Lineage: Eukaryota; Metazoa; Platyhelminthes; Trematoda; Strigeidida; Schistosomatidae.
AUGGUGAAGCAACGUUGCCUUGAUCUACUAUUCAAUAAAAUACCUUCCAAUUUUAUCGCCUACAUUGAUGAAUGCCAUGUGCCUCGCAAUAAUAAUAAUUGGCUCUGGAAAUGUUUAAUAAAUGAGAAUUGUGAAAAAUAUACUUGCAUACUUGUUACUUCUGAAUUAUACAACUACAAAACUGUUGAGAAUUCUCAUCAGUCACUUAAAGUUCUGCAUACUUAUAAUUAUGAAACUUCCGAAAGUCUUGUAAAUAAGCUGUCAAAGUUAUCUUGUUCUGUUAGAAAACGGAACGAUCAACAAACAGUUAUCUUCAUAGAGUCAUUAUCUUGGUUUUUAAUUGAUUGUCCUAUCGAUUAUGAAUUUGAUUACUGGUGUCAGUUUGUUAUUGGUUCUUUGUUUAAUCUUUCUUUAACACCCUAUGUACAACGAGUAGUUUGUAACUUUAAUCCUGUAAUAGAUAAUUCUAGCAAGGUAUAUUAUGGUGCAUCUUCCACAAUAAUUGAUACACUAGAAGCAUAUGCAACUUCUGUUAUUUACUGCCAGUCGUUGACAGAGAUUUCAAACAGUUUGACGAAUCAGAUCUGUCAAUCUCUGAAAUUAUUUCAUCGUCGUAGCCUUCAGGGUGAGUGUAACAAAUGCUUAGAGAACUCAGUCUCUUUCAACAAGUCUUCAUUUACUGAAUGUGGUACCAUCGAACUUGAUACAAAAGCUUUAAAAAUUCUCAAGUACUCGAUAAAUAAAAAUGAACCAGAUUCUUUACCAGUGCCUAGUCCUUUACCUAAGAGCACUUUUAAUCUAACAAUGACUGAAAGUGAAAAAAUUGCUCGUAGUUUCGUCGUUUUACCGCAUGAUGCAGUACGGCUGUCCAACACAGUGGAGAAAAGUGAAUCUCCUGGUUGUGUUAUUCAGUAUCAGCCUGAUUGUUUUGAUGAUUUGGAUGACGAGGAUCCAGAUGAUGAUUUACAUAUUUGA